CACACUAGCGAUUGCAUUGCAUUACAAUUACUCCUUCAUGGGGACUCUCCACUACGGAUACGGUAGUCAGCAUCAACAUUAAAAGAUCGAGUUUCAUUCCGUGUACGAGUUUAAUAAUUGAAUUUGACCGACACCAAUCCUGUAUUCCUCCUUAGCCCUAGUCUGUGAGUGAAACCGGUAUUUCUCAAGUGCGAAAUACCAAUGAAUCACAUUCGUGGCAGCCCCGUCUAAGAAUAUGAAUAUUCAUUAGCUCAUGCCUACGUGACUUCGUAAUCUCCCCUGUUCGCCCAAUCACGUAACCUAAUUAAUAUUCAUGAACCAACUCGUCACCAUAGUAUGAUUGGCAAAUGCACCACAGCGUCCAACAGUAGGAGGGCAGUUGGCGCGUUUGGGGUGGUGCUGCUGCUGCCGUGUUUCUGUGUUGUUGUCCUCCUCCUCCUUACUGUUGCUGUUCAGCGCAGGAUGGCGGAGGCAGUCACGGCACAGCUAGACUCAUUCGGCCACAAUUUCCAGAUCGCGGACCUUCAGGGGCUCCACCGCUCGCGCCAGGUACUGAUAACCAGUAGCGCUCUGGCAUCUGGCCAGGUGGAGAGCCGUGGUCCGAUCUCUCAUGUCCCCAACAGCCCCGCAGGAAUGGAGAGCAGUCAACCAAUCACAAUCACAGACCCGGUUACACGGCGGAAGAAGAAACGCAGAACUCGGGCCGCGGACAGUUUCACUGGCAAAUUUAGUGAUCUGUACAAGCUGACGGACGAGCUGCUGGGUCAGGGAGCUUAUGCUAAAGUCCAGGGCUGUGUGAGUUUACAGAACGGCAAUGAGUAUGCUGUCAAGAUAAUUGAGAAGAACGCUGGUCACAGUCGGAGUAGAGUUUUCAGAGAGGUGGAGACGCUUUACCAGUGUCAAGGAAAUAAGAACAUUCUGGAGCUCAUUCAGUUUUUUGAAGAUGACUGCUGUUUUUAUCUGGUGUUUGAGAAGUUGCUUGGAGGUUCCAUUUUAACACACAUCCAGAGUCGAAAGUACUUUGAUGAGAGAGAGGCAAGUCAUGUAGUCAGGGAUAUAGCACAUGCACUGGACUUUCUACACAACAAAGGUAAAUACUAUACUUUUACUCUUUGGCCCAGUGACCAUCUCACUGCGAGUGUGUUUACUCAGACUCAUCUCACUCUUUCCACAGGAAUCGCUCACCGGGACCUUAAGCCUGAAAAUAUCCUGUGUGAAUAUACUGAUAAGGUUUCUCCUGUGAAAAUCUGUGAUUUUGAUCUGGGGAGUGGAGUAAAGCUAAACAGUGCCUGUACCCCAAUAACUACCCCUGAGCUCACCACACCGUGUGGCUCAGCAGAGUACAUGGCUCCUGAGGUGGUCGAGGUCUUUACGGAUGAGGCUUCGUUCUAUGAUAAGCGCUGUGACCUCUGGAGCCUUGGAGUGAUUCUCUACAUCCUGCUCAGCGGGAGUCCUCUCACCGGCCACUGCGGCACCAACUGCGGCUGGGAACGAGGAGAGACAUGUCGUGCCUGCCAGAACAACCUGUUUGAGAGGAUUCAGGAGGGGAAGUAUGAAUUUAGGGAUGGAGUUUGGGCUCAGAUCUCAGCCGAUGCCAAAGAUCUGAUCUCGCGGCUGCUGGUGCGAGAUGCCACUCUACGGCUGAGUGCUGCCCAGGUCCUGAAACAUCCCUGGGUGCAAGGGAAUGCACCUGAAAGAGUUCUUCAAACUCCUCGUGUUCUACAAAGAAACUGCAGCACUAAAGACCUGACACAGUUUGCCGCUGAAGCCAUCGCAUUCAAUCGGCAGCUGUCUCAGAAGGAGGAAGAGCAGGAGGACUUCGGUGCCGUGGUCUGCUCCAUGAGGCUCUCCCCUCCAUCUAACUCUAGAUUGGCCCGCCGCCGAGCACAGUCUCAAGCACUACGCACCAAUCCCUGACACCUGCCCGCCUGACAGGUGCUCCGGUUAUACUCCUGCACAGCCUUCAUACGCAUACAUUCUCUGGUGAACUGAAUGGGUUCUUGAGCAAACACACAUGUAUAUGCAUCACAGGCUCAGUGCUACCAACUUGUAGCACAGAGUAACCUUAUAUAUACAAACCAAAAACAUCCAGACGUUUCUAAUUUAUUUACAGGUAUUUUACUCUGUGUAAUGUGAGUUUUGUGUAUUUUAAGCAUCAGAAGUUGUGCUUUUAUAUAUAUAUAUAUAUAUAUUUAUUACCAAAUAUUUAUGGCUGGCAGUGUUUGUCAGUCUGAUAUAAAAAGGGUGCUCAGCUCUGAGGGAAUCUACAGACGUUGAUUUUAAUGUUGCUGCAUCAGUUAGACUUUUAAUCUACAUUAGCAUUUUUAUACUUAAAAAAAACAGGUUUUAACAUUUUAAAACACCACUUGAGUUACUGUAAAGCACUGGACAAGAUCUUGCUUUGUUACUUUUCUAUUGUUUGCUUUAUAUAAGGUCUAGCUGUAGUCUAGUUAUAGUUAUUGUUGAGCGAAUAAUGUUUUGGUUUAUUUGAGCUAUGUAAAGCCAUGCUGCCGUGUGUCUUAAGUGGAAAUGCAUUUGAGAGCUAUUGUUGCUUUAAUGAGGGUGCUGAUGAGGUAUUAUAUACUUUCAGCUCAGAUCGUUGAUAAAUAUUGCACAGUAUGUAUUUUUGUCUUUUCAGAUUUCAGAUGAUUAUAUUUUUUUCAUUUUAUGUAUAUUUUUUCAUGGUUCCACUUUGUCUUUUAGAGCAUUGAAUUUUAUUUUGUUGUAAAAGUGAAGUAUUUUUCUAUGCAUCAGACCGAUGAGCCUGUCCUGCAGCCGAUUCAGUUACAAGGUGGCGUACAUUUUAUUUUUUGGCUUGUAUUUAGUGUAACUUGUGCCAUUUUGAGGGAGCAGAGCUCCUAAUGUGCAAAAUAACUAAAUGACCUCUCAGUUGCCUUUCAAAUGAUAAAACAUGCACGGUUAUUUUAUUUUUUUUCAUGUUAUUUGUUGUUUAAAAUGCUAUUAGAGGUAGUGGUUGUCUUUGUAUUAUGUAUGUAUGGUUGUGAGUAAGUGUUGGGAAACAUUUCAUGUUUCAGGGAUGACACUAGAGGACGCUACCUCACAUCGAUGGCUAUGUUCUCAGUAUUCAGUGCUUGUGUGAUACUCUAAUGCAGUAUCAAAGGCUAAUUUCAGAAAUGCUGUCUAUGGAAUUUAACCAUAAAAACUCUGGGACAGAUCACAGGUCAGGGGUGUUCAUUUGGUUUUCCAAUUUUGACAAAUAAAGUAGUUUGCACUGACA
Messenger RNA from Onychostoma macrolepis, 3238 nucleotides. RefSeq names its product MAPK interacting serine/threonine kinase 1 (gene mknk1). Gene Ontology annotation, biological process: protein autophosphorylation; intracellular signal transduction; peptidyl-serine phosphorylation. Gene Ontology annotation, cellular component: nucleus; cytoplasm. Gene Ontology annotation, molecular function: calmodulin binding; ATP binding; calcium/calmodulin-dependent protein kinase activity. Lineage: Eukaryota; Metazoa; Chordata; Actinopteri; Cypriniformes; Cyprinidae. The record is from RefSeq and is a predicted model, not a curated record.